GGGCGGUGUCAAAACGAGGGGCGGUCUCUAUUGGCGGGGCGGUUGGGAGGCGAAGGGAGAGUCUUUUCAGCGCUGAGGACUGGCGCUGAGGAGGCGGCGGUGGCUCCCGGGGCGUUUGAGCGGGCUCACCCGAGCCCGCGGGCCAACGCGGAUCCAGGCCCGACCGGCGGGACCGCCCCGGACUCCCCGCGGGCCUUCCUAGCCGCCAUGGAGGACGGUGUCUAUGAGCCCCCAGACCUGACUCCGGAGGAGCGGAUGGAGCUGGAGAACAUCCGGCGGCGGAAGCAGGAGCUGCUGGUGGAGAUCCAGCGCCUUCGGGAGGAGCUCAGUGAAGCCAUGAGCGAGGUGGAGGGUCUGGAGGCCAAUGAGGGCAGUAAGACUUUGCAACGGAACCGGAAGAUGGCGAUGGGCAGGAAGAAGUUCAACAUGGAUCCCAAGAAGGGGAUCCAGUUUUUGGUGGAGAACGAACUUCUGCAGAAUACACCCGAGGAGAUCGCCCGCUUCCUGUACAAGGGCGAGGGCCUGAACAAGACAGCCAUCGGGGACUACCUGGGGGAGAGGGAAGACCUGAACCUGGCAGUGCUCCAUGCCUUCGUGGAUCUGCACGAGUUUACUGACCUCAACCUGGUGCAGGCCCUCAGGCAGUUUCUCUGGAGCUUUCGCCUCCCCGGGGAGGCCCAGAAGAUUGACCGGAUGAUGGAAGCGUUUGCCCAGCGAUACUGCCUGUGCAACCCUGGGGUCUUCCAGUCCACAGACACGUGCUACGUGCUGUCCUUCGCCGUGAUCAUGCUGAACACCAGCCUCCACAACCCCAACGUCCGGGACAAGCCAGGCCUGGAGCGCUUUGUGGCCAUGAACCGGGGCAUCAACGAGGGUGGGGACCUGCCUGAGGAGCUGCUCAGGAACCUCUACGACAGCAUCCGAAAUGAGCCCUUCAAGAUUCCUGAGGAUGAUGGGAAUGACCUGACCCACACCUUCUUCAACCCAGAUCGGGAGGGCUGGCUCCUUAAGCUGGGGGGCCGGGUGAAGACGUGGAAGCGGCGCUGGUUUAUCCUCACAGACAACUGCCUCUACUAUUUUGAGUACACUACGGACAAGGAACCCCGAGGUAUCAUCCCCCUGGAGAAUCUGAGCAUCCGCGAAGUGGAUGACCCCCGGAAACCGAACUGCUUCGAGCUCUACAUCCCCAACAACAAGGGGCAGCUCAUCAAAGCCUGCAAAACGGAGGCCGACGGCCGAGUGGUUGAGGGCAACCACGUGGUGUACCGGAUCUCGGCCCCGACGCCGGAGGAGAAGGAGGAGUGGAUCAAGUCCAUCCAGGCCGCUGUGAGCGUGGACCCCUUCUACGAGAUGCUGGCGGCAAGGAAGAAGCGGAUUUCUGUCAAGAAGAAGCCAGAGCAGCCCUGACCCUCCCCCCCCCCGCCCCCUCCCCCGCUAUUUAUUACGGAGCUGCCCCCGCCCGGGCGGCCGGACCCCUGGGCCCCGGGGCGCGGAUCCUGGUUCUCCAAUCCCGGUUCUCCGUUUGGAAAAUGCAGCACCUGUAGCUCCACUCUCGUUAUUUGUAAUUAACACACCGUUGGUAAUCUUAUUAAUUAUUUAACCA
Neofelis nebulosa (Clouded leopard) is the source of this 1603-nucleotide messenger RNA. It is a transcript of the gene CYTH2, whose product is annotated as cytohesin 2. Gene Ontology annotation, biological process: regulation of ARF protein signal transduction. The record is from RefSeq and is a predicted model, not a curated record. The transcript is spliced from 12 exons. The coding region runs from base 208 to 1407 and encodes 399 amino acids. NCBI's taxonomy places the organism in Eukaryota, Metazoa, Chordata, Mammalia, Carnivora, Felidae. Gene Ontology annotation, molecular function: guanyl-nucleotide exchange factor activity.